ACCGUGGGCAAGUUAAACAUAUACGAAUGAGAAGCUCUAAAUUACAGUAAAUAUAAACCGAGUAGACCUUUAACAUUUCAAAAUCAAUUAUUACAUCAUGUAAUGGAUUGUUGAACACGAAAAAACAUACCUGAGUACGAAAUGGAUUUUUAGUCGCAGAUACUUAGAUGCUUUUAAGGGAUAUACAAAAACAGACCACCUACAAUGAAUUAACUUAAGCCAACAGUUAUACACGGAAACAGACUAAAGAAAAUGGAAGACGAAGACAUCCAAUCAAAGGUUGAUUCAACCAACCUACAGACAAAUAUGGAGAUUGAUGUGUCCGAUCCUCACGAAAGUAAUACAACUCGAGAUGUUCGUACUGCUGCAAGCAAGGCUUCUGUUACUUCUGUAAAGAAACCGGGGUCCAGACGGAGACAGCCCGGGGGUGAAAGUCAGACAAGAAAAUCUACAGCAAACUCUAUCAGAAGCUCUCGCAUUAGUAUGUCUUCCAGAAAUGAAAGUGUCAAAGCAAAAAGCAAUGAAUUGUCUCAAAGAAUCGAAGAGGGGGAGGAGAUUCAGGACAUUACAGCUAAGCAAGCAAUGCCAGAAAUUGGCUCGAUGGAGAAGCAGGCGACUGAGAUCUCAUUAGGAACGCGAAAACCAACGUUAUUCCUCAGUCGAGCCGCCACUAGAAUUAUCACAAAACAAUCGAAAACACAUUCGCCAGAAACUGUUGGUUUUGGUAGCAAAAUGCCAACGAAUCUAUCUGAUGCUAGUCUAGGAGAUGAUGAGAGUGAUAUUGCUAAUGAACUGAACAUGAUAGCAGACCUACUGAAGCAGCCAACGAUACAUAAGGAGUUCACGUUUUCGGGAUAUGACAUCAUGAAUGACGUCGAUACACCAUCACCAGCUGGGAGCCGUCUGACAAUGGAACGGAAAGAACGUGUUUCGAUGUAUGAAGUAAUGUGUAAAAGGGAGAACGUCUUACCAGAACAGUGCGUACUCACAAAAUUGAUGAAAUCUAGUCUUAACGUGCAGGGUAGGAAGCUUGGGCCCAAAGGUGUCAAAGCAAUGGCAGUUGCUAUACUUAAUAGUGAUAUAAUAUCUGUACUAAAUCUGGAUGACAAUAACAUCCAGUCAGAGGGCGCGGGCUACAUAGCAGAUGUUCUCACAGCAAAAACAGUAAUAACCGAAUUGGUGCUUUCCCACAAUGCCAUAGGUAAAGAAGGCUUUGAGGAACUGUGUGACGUAUUAGAGGACAAUUUAACUAUACGGGUACUUGAUAUACGAGGCAAUCACCUAAAAGAUGAUUCUGCGCCGUUAUUUGCCAAGGUCAUCGAGAAUAAUAUCCACCUGAAAGAUGUUAACCUUAGCCAUAAUGACUUCCGUGGAAGCGGCGCUGUAGCCCUAGGGUUGUCACUAAGAAACAAUGAUACCAUCGAGUACAUGGAUCUCAGCUGGAAUCACCUGAGAGGUAGAGGUGCAAUAUCAAUAGGUAUCGGACUCAAGGAGAACCUUGGGCUGAAGAUACUCAAGUUGGGAUGGAACGGAUUUGCAAAUGACGGUGCGGAAACCAUAGGGAAGGCAUUGGCUCGUAACAGUACCCUGUUGGAACUUGAUCUAACAAACAACAGAAUUGGGACAAUUGGUCUUGGGCAUAUUGUAAAAGGUCUGCAGAAGAACUACACGCUAGUUGCUCUCAAGCUCGGCCAGAACCCACUGAGAAUGGUCGCCUGUGAAACAAUUCUUCAAAGUAUAAUAAAACACUCAUCAAUUGCACUGAAAGAACUUGAUUUACGUGAUAUUCCUGUCAGCAAAGAUUUUAACAAGCUCCUGAAGCAAGUCAGACAAACGAGGAUAUUUGUCACAGUUACUGGACAGGAACUGGUUGGAGACCUUAUAGAAGGGGAAGAUGACGGAUUGGAUUGGAAUAAGGAUCCUAGGACAGUUCUGUUUGAGUAUAUGAAAAGGGAAGGAUUCAGAGUUAUCGAUCUAUUCAAAAAGUUAGAUACGGAUAACAGCAACUCGUUAACAAGGAACGAAUUCAAGAAUGGGUUACUGGACAUCGAGGUGCCCCUGACAGAGUCUCAACUGGACAAGCUUCUAGAUAUAGUAGAUGAGGACAAAAGCGGUGACGUUGAAUUAAAGGAGUUGAUUAACGCCGAACGCCAGUUCAAACGAGAGCAAUUGGCGCGGACAGUGGCAAAGGAACAACGGGAACGACUGGAACGAGCCAAACGGAAACAAACAAUGAAAGAUGGAAAGAGCAAUCAGAAUAUGAACGACCUCAAUUUGUCUAAAUUACCACCGAUAACGAACACCAAACCAAAAUAGAGUGUUAACAGAAUCC
Owenia fusiformis is the source of this 2332-nucleotide messenger RNA. Lineage: Eukaryota; Metazoa; Annelida; Polychaeta; Sabellida; Oweniidae. The record is from the annotation of a GenBank genome assembly.